Molecule: messenger RNA, 621 nt
Organism: Parastagonospora nodorum SN15
Lineage: Eukaryota; Fungi; Ascomycota; Dothideomycetes; Pleosporales; Phaeosphaeriaceae
Exons: 3
Coding region: 1-621 (206 amino acids)
Source: RefSeq, a predicted model, not a curated record
AUGAACACCAAUUCGUCCUCCGAAAAGUUUGCUGCACUAGAAAUCAUCGACUAUGAAGCUCUGAAACGGAAAGAUCCGAUUGAGAUUGAGAAGCUCAUUCAUGCUGGCAGAACGGUUGGCAUGUUCCAUCUUGAUCUUCGUGGUCCGUCUACCAAGGCGAUAUUCGAGGACAUGCCCGUAGUGUUCGACACCGCUCAAUCCUUUUUCAGACUUCCUCCAAACUCAGUGGAAAAAGUUGAGAGUCUUCGCGAGGGAAUGGAAAGAGGGUAUUUGAAGAGCAAUUCAUUCAACUCUCUGAUGCUGACUUCGUCUUCUAGAUAUCAUGCUGGCAAAGGAUUCGAAUAUUACGAGAUUGCCCGCGAUGAAUUCCAGCUUGGCAAAUGGGUCCUACCGGCCACCUUCAGGCCACAAGAACGACGUAUCGCCCGCACAGUUCAGAUCUUCAACAACUCCGUCCAGACGAUACUCAGCGAAUUGUGUGCCGCCGAAGAUAUCCACAUCUCAGAGCUUGGUGAUGACCCUACAAUACCUAGCGAUACAGCAUUGAAGAUCAAACUACACAGAUACCGAUAUAUGAUGGAGAUGGGUCUCAGACUCAAGAGUGGCAGACAGUACCGGUAG